AUCUAAAACAUACGAAUUUCCCUGUCACUGACACUAUUAAGGGCUUAACUCAAUGGGGAACGUACUUCGCAGAGCAUGGAAGAAUUGAACCCGGUCGAAAUCCGUAGAGAUUAUACACAAAGCUUCAUUUACAAACGCGUAAAAAGCCUAAAGCCGUUUGGCCCUCUUGGCUUUCCAUAGAAGCGGGCCGCAUGCUGCGCAUCUUCCUAUUCGGAAAACGAUGCUGUUUGACGUGUAUUUUAGUUAGAUUUGUUUUUUUUCUCUCCUACGAAUAUGGCGGUUCAGAAAAAGGAGUUUUUUAGUUGGUUCUCUGCCUUGGCAAUUGGAGUUUCCCUUCUAAAAUGUCUAUUGAUAAAUACAUAUCAUUCCACUGAUUUCGAGGUGCACAGAAACUGGCUUGCUAUCACCCACAGUUUACCUGUUUCAAAGUGGUAUUUUGAGGAAUACUCAGAGUGGACCCUUGAUUACCCUCCUUUGUUUGCCUGGUUUGAAUAUGGGCUGUCUCAUAUAGCAAAAUAUUUUGACAAUAAGAUGCUGGUUGUACAGAAUCUGAACCAUGCAAGUCCAGCUACAGUUCUUUUCCAACGGUUGUCUGUCAUUUUUACUGAUCUCAUCUUUAUUUAUGCUGUAAAAGAGUGCUGUAAAUGUGUGCAAGAUAAAAAAGGAACCAAGAACACCUUGGAAAAUCCCCGCUUUGUCCUGGCAGUGCUGCUACUGUGUAACUUCGGACUUCUGAUUGUUGAUCAUAUCCAUUUUCAGUACAAUGGAUUUCUGUUUGGGCUUCUUCUUCUUUCAGUGGCAAGACACUUUCAGGGAAGACACUUGGAAGGAGCCUUUCUAUUUUCUGUGCUCCUAAAUUUGAAGCACAUUUAUCUGUACAUCGCGCCUGCAUAUGGCAUCUAUUUACUGAGAUCGUUUUGCUUCAUUCAGGACAAUCCAGACAGAUCUAUAAAAUGGAGGAAUUUCAGCAUUGUUCGAUUAGUGGAAUUGGCAGUGAUUGUAUGCUCAGUGUUUGUACUUUCAUUCGGGCCGUUUAUUGCCUUGGGCCAAUUUCCUCAAGUUGUGUCCAGACUCUUUCCCUUUAAACGAGGGCUGUGUCAUGCCUACUGGGCCCCCAACUUCUGGGCUCUAUAUAACGCUGCCGAUAAAGCUCUUGCCAUCUCGGGUGUGAAACUGAAACUGCUUGAUGUGCACAGGCUUCCCAAAGCGUCAAUGACAGGAGGCCUCGUGCAGGAGUUUCGGCACUCAGUACUGCCCACUGUGUCCCCUUUAGCUACACUGAUAUGUACCCUGAUAUCAGUAUUUCCUGCCAUUCUGCACAUCUGGCUCAGGCCGUCCGGGGCCCGGGGAUUCCUGCGAUGCAUAAUCAUCUGUGCCAUGGGAUCCUUCAUGUUUGGUUGGCAUGUGCAUGAAAAAGCUAUCUUGAUGGCAGUACUCCCGUUAAGUUUGUUAGCAGUGGAAAACCAAAGGGAUGCAGGAAUAUUCCUAAUCUUAGCGACAACAGGUCAUUUCUCUCUGUUUCCGCUACUGUUUACUACCCCAGAAUUGCCCAUCAAAAUUCUUCUCAUGGUGCUUUUUACGAUAUACAGCUUCACUUCACUGAGAAUGCUGUUCAGUGCAACAAGACCUUUAAUCAGUAGUGUGGAAUCUGCGUACCUCAUUGGCUUUGUUCCUCUUGAGAUUUUGUGUGAGUUUGUCUAUCCUUUAACGCUCUGGCAACAGACCUUGCCAUUCAUUCCACUGAUGCUCACCUCUCUGUACUGUGCACUUGGAGUCACAUACUCUUUUAUGAGGCUCUAUGUCUCAUUAUUCAGAGGACAAGAUUUUACCUCCAAAGCAAAGACCUAAGGAGCUGUUGCUGAAUGGGAAAGCACAAUAAAUGGUUUUAUAGUGACAA
Molecule: messenger RNA, 1897 nt
Organism: Brienomyrus brachyistius
Lineage: Eukaryota; Metazoa; Chordata; Actinopteri; Osteoglossiformes; Mormyridae
Gene: alg8
Product: ALG8 alpha-1,3-glucosyltransferase
Exons: 13
Coding region: 274-1848 (524 amino acids)
Biological process (GO): protein N-linked glycosylation
Cellular component (GO): endoplasmic reticulum membrane
Molecular function (GO): dolichyl pyrophosphate Glc1Man9GlcNAc2 alpha-1,3-glucosyltransferase activity
Source: RefSeq, a predicted model, not a curated record